Messenger RNA from Paramisgurnus dabryanus, 5008 nucleotides. It is a transcript of the gene rin1b, whose product is annotated as Ras and Rab interactor 1b. The record is from RefSeq and is a predicted model, not a curated record. Gene Ontology annotation, molecular function: small GTPase binding; guanyl-nucleotide exchange factor activity. Gene Ontology annotation, biological process: signal transduction; vesicle-mediated transport. Gene Ontology annotation, cellular component: cytosol; endocytic vesicle. NCBI's taxonomy places the organism in Eukaryota, Metazoa, Chordata, Actinopteri, Cypriniformes, Cobitidae.
UUGCAUGGAGAAUCUCUUGCUGCUUAAGCAGAUUUUUUAUAAAUAGGAGGAGAUAACGGAAACAACAACACUGAUGUACAGAAUUUUAAUAGCUGAAUGAUUUCUUCCUAAUAUGUUUCUAACAAAAGUGUGUGUUGCUGAAGAAAGGUGUGUGUGGGUGGAGUACAAUUUUGUUAAUACUGUGAGUUCAAUCUCUCUCCUCUAGCGACACCCAGCGGUCGAUUGUAGAAGUCAAUAUUACGAGCUAAUAAUUUUAUGUCUGCAUCUUUUCUUGUGGGCUGCGCCUUUAAUGUUUGACUUCUAUGUCAUUUAUGAGAUAAGUUAGCCUAUGUAAUUCCGAUCUUGCUUGCUCGUGUGUUUUUCGAACGGUAGUUUUUUAUUUGCUUUAUUAUUCUGUAAUGUACCGAAAUUAAGAUGUUGAACAUGAGCAUAGGUUAAAUGUAUUUUUAUUUUCUGAUAUUUGGAUAGUAUUUUUCAAGUUUUAUAUAUAUUUUACAGAGGCAAUAAUUUUUUUACUUUCUCUGCCGUAGUAGAAGAAGAGUUUGUGUCGCGUGGUGAAACUUGUAUGUGUGCGCGUGAGAAAACAGAGCGAGGUGUGCGCGAGGAGCUUCGUUGCGCGUGAAUGAGAUGAACAGGCUUGAUCAUUUAAUGAUAUCAAAUACAUCAAAUCACAUGAACAAGGAUCAUCUCAUGAUAUCAAACACAUCAUUACAAGCCCCCGGUGCUGCCGAACGGACCCAAUGAUGCACAAUCCAGAACGCGUGCUGACAGCUCGUGCGUCUGAAUUCACCAACCUGAUGACAGACUGACAGAUGAACAACUAUUAACGGAGAAGAUGGAUGUGUCUCUCCAGAGGAGUUUGAGCGUUUUGGAUCGUCUUCUCCUUACACACUCCAUAUGGUUGCAGCUGUCCAUCAACCCUGACUCCACCCAACAAAUUCUACAGCGAGAGAUAGUCGGGACUUUUCUGGUAUGCAAGUGUAGCGCCUCCCACAGGAAGGUUCUUUGUGUUCGAGUAGGAGAUUCUGGUGUGGGUGUAUCACAGUAUCCAAUUCGUGAGGAAGACUCCACAUUUUCUUUAGAAAGUUCAGCCCUGAGCUUUCCUGACCUCUGCAGACUUGUGGCCUUUUACACCAUCAGCAGAGACAUAUUGCCUUUCCCACUAGAGCUACCAGAAGCUAUUGCACAGGCGACAACACACACACAACUGGAAAACAUUUCCCAUCUGGGUUUGGAGUUCUGGAGCUCUCAGACAUCCCCUAGUCUUCCUAAUGGACCCCCACCACCAUCAACACCCCGCCAAACAUCCAGAUUCAUCAGCCCCUGUUUCAUCAAUCCCUUGUUCCUUCAACCAUCCCAGCCCAGCAGAGCUGCCUCACACAAACGCCACCGCUUCAAACGCAGCCUCAGGGUCCGCGUGUCCAACGAAACCUCUCUCAGUCUGUCAGGUGGAGAUUCUGAUCCGACCCAGGGGGAGGCACAAGGACAAGAUUCCAACCAGGGCAGCCAGAGACGGACAGGAGGAAUGAGCAUGCUCAAGAGGACCCAGGCACUGUCUCCCACCUCGGAAGAGGAGGACGACCAGAUGUUGGGACACAUACCACCUAAUAACUCUCUACCCCAACAAGACAAUGAUGAACUCAAGAAAGAUCCUGAAGACGGUGAAGUUUGUCUCGCUUUGGACAGAACCCGCGCUCCCUCCCUCGCCGAACUGGACAGCAACAGCUCGUUUAGCAGUCUGGAGGAAGAGGACACACUGGUGGACUCCGCCCAGCAAUGGCCGCCUGCCGCACGGGGUACACGCUACCCCUCCGCGAACCCAACGUCGACUCUGCGCCGCAUGACCGCAGCCUUCGUCUGCGUGUUUGCUCCUGAACGCCGCGUUGCACGCUUGGUGGAUGAACUCUCCCGUGACAGGCGCUCUACGUUUGGUUCACUGGUGCAGGAUUUCUUGGAGAACCAAAGGCAGGAGAUGGAGGCCUCAAAGCUUAGUUCUGCUGUGGAGAUUCUUGAAGGGUUAAGAAGGUUUCUGUCCCAAGCCAAGAGCCUCCUUUUGGAAGCAGGAGAAAUAGAGCCUCCGAUUGAAACACUCGUACCCGAGAAUGAGAAAGAUCUUGCACUGGAGAAAGCUUUGUUUGGCUGCGUUUUGAAGCCACUGAAGGUUCAGCUUCACCAGACACUCGUCUCUCUGCACACUCAAGAUGGCUCCUUACAAAGAAUCACAGACAGCAUGUUGGCCUGCCAGGAGGGGGCUCUAGAGCGUUUGGGUGUACGAGUGGGGGUCCUGGAUGUUCGGGGCAUAGAGAGAGCAAAGGCAAAGCUCAUGCUAAUGCAACGGAGCCAUUCACCUAUUGACAAGGUGUUGCUUUUGCUGCAGGUGUGCAAGAGUGUGUACAGAGCCAUGGGGACCCAACCUGAUCAGGCAGUUGGAUCAGAGGACUUCCUGCCAGCAGUGUCCUAUGUCCUUGUUCAGUGUAACAUCCCGCACCUGCUGCUGGAGACGGAGUACAUGAUGGAGCUGCUUGAGCCAUCAUGGCUGACAGGAGAAGGUGGAUAUUAUUUGACAAGUGUGUAUGCCAGCCUUUACCUGAUCCAGAGCAAGCAUGGGACCACGCCCACCUGUAGUCUAACCAGUGAGGCUCAAGAGAGUUUGAGGGAGUGGAGCAGGAGGCGGGGCCAAGACGCCAAAACCCAGAGAGACAAUCAGCAAAAACAGAGAUUCGUACGUGUGUUAUUUCAGGAUGACAGUCGUAAUGCAGUACGGACACUUCUCUGGAAGGCGGGGGAAAACGUAGAGGCUUUAGCCCAAAUUUGCGCAGGGCUGUUUGGUGUGAACGAGCCCCAGCACUACUGUCUGUUCUGGAGGAAUGAGGGGGAAAUGCGCCCCCUACCUGCCCAUUUUCAACCACAUGAACUAGGCAAGCAUGAGGGAGUUUCUCUGUCCUAUCUUCGCUCGGAUCACGAUUUUAGUAAGAUACGAAGACUGACCAGAGGAGGCGCUGUAGAUCUGGGAGAGUCGGUGUGCGAAGAGUAAGAAAUGGAAUGCGAAAGGAUUAUGGAUGUCAUUCAUUUAAAUGGCAUGUUUGUGUUGAGUAAAAUUAUUUUUGUGUGUGCGUGAUUUACAUGUGAUCCAAAGGUGAGAUCCUUGUGAGGUUCGGAAAUAAUGCAUAUUCAGUGGUGUGAAAAAGUGUUGGCCCCUUCCUGAUUUUUUAUAUUUUUCGCAUGUUUGUCACACUUUAAUGUUUCAGAUCAUGAAACAAAUUUAAAUAUUAAUUUUAAUGCAGUUUUCUUGUGUUAUAUUUGAUUUCGUUGUUUUCAUUUCAUUUUCAAGUUUGACAAACAUGCAAAAAAAUAAGUGGGGCAACACUUUUUAACACCACUUUACAUACGUAUAAAGCAAUACGUGUUAGUGAUUAUAAUACGCGGUAGAGUAUCCAGCUAUCUGAGUUUCAUUUGUUGCUUAUUUAUUGGCUAAUUAGAAGAGUUUAUUGCCAAAAAACAAUACCAAAGUGUUAAAUAUAAAAACAAAUUGUUUGCUUUAAAGUAACAUUUAGCGGAUAACAUCACAUUAUUACAAACAUGUGUGAUGUUGUUCCAAACAUGCCCCCCCAAAAAUAAUAUUAUAAUUUUUAAUGACAGCAAUUUUAUUUUUGGUUCAAAACUUACUCUACAUAAAUAUGUGAACACAGAUGUUUCAAGCUCCACAAAUCCUUAAAUGUGUCACAAUAAAGAUGGCUCUGCAGAAUUACAUUCGGUUACAUGAAAGAAUAUUUUCAUGAACCUGUAAAUGUUGCUAUUUUUUAAUAUACCAGUACUCAUGGGUCAACAAACUGUUCUCAUAGAUUUGCAGACAUGCUUGUGCAUCUGUGUUUGUGUACUUGUAGAGUAUUUUACUGAUACUGCUGGUACUAGAGCAUACAUCGGAUACUCUGGUCACUUUUAAAAGCAUGUAAUAUAGUUGUGCUGAACAUUGACUGAAUGAGCAAUGUGGACUUCUACGUUAUAGUAUUGUGAGUGAUUCAGCACUGACCUUAUUAUUUGGUUUAUUAUAAGAGGGAUGUAGUGAAUAUAUAUAUAUAAAGUUAUUCCAUGUAAAUAAUCUCCAAAGAAAUGUUUAAUAUUCUAUGUUGCACUCACUGAAUGUACAGGUAAAGUUUUACCUUUAUGGUGGGCAGAUAAACAUGCAGACAAAGUCAAGUGCUUGAUUUAUGGUUGCUAACUUACACAUAAUUGAACAUUAACCAGCAGGCAAAUGUUGUUGAGCCAGAAAAGUUUAGAAAUUCACAACUGCUUAUGUUCCUGGUGUAAAUUGGAUGCAAAUGACACUACUUUUAGAUAAACCUACCAAAUGGCUGUUCCAUCAAAUUCUUUUUCUUUUUUUAUGUGACAUUGUAACAUCGUCUUUUUACAAUAUAUUGUAUUACUAUAAAUGUAAUGCUAUUCUUAAUGGAAUUCUGAUUAUGAAAUAAUUUUACAUUUGAGUGAUUUUAUUGUUUGAUCAGUUUAACUCUUGAUGGUUGACCUCUGCAUGCAUUUGUUUGUGAUAAAAAAAAUGAACAGUACAUUUCAUAUGACAUCAUGCAUACUCAGUUGAUAUAUGAAUAUUGAUUGCUUACCUAACAGAACGGUGCUGUACUGUUGAUUACUAACAUACAAUAUUAAACUCCAAUGUGAAUGCUGACUGGUAAUAUGUGUUUAACAUAUUGAACAUUAGUAACAGUUUGAUCAUCAAAGUUAAUGAUUUGUGCUUGCAAUCCACUAGAUGGCAGCAACUGAGUAAUAAUUUCGAUUGUAGUUUUGAAAAUCUUUUGACUGUUUUGUGUUUUGGAAGAGUAAAAAGUGAACUGUAAACAGUCAAUUAGAGAGAGAGAGAGAGAGAGACUGAAAUGCUUGAAUAUAACCCUUUUAUUUUAUGGAAAAUACUAAUUUAUCAUAAAUUCUCUGUAAUUAAACCUCAGAAAAAAUCUAUUAACCAACAAAACUACACUGAAUCAUUUGUUUUUGUUUG